GCUAUUAGAAUACCUGAAUAUGAAAAAGAAAAACUCUAUUUUAUUUAUCAAGAGAGAAUUGCUCUUCAAUAAUGAGUUAGUCACAAGUAAUAAAUAAAAUGUAAUAUUGUAAACUUCACCGACCCAAACUUCAACAUAUAUUGUUGGUUUAACCGAGGCUUCACCGAGGAACACUGGGCUCCGACUGAGAAGCGGAAAGUCGAAGAGAAGCUCUCUAGUGGAUGAUGGGGAGGUGGAAAGGUGCUUUACGAUCUACUACUCAUCUUCAACAAAUGGGUAACGCUAAAUCCACCAUAUCUAUCCUUUUCCUUCUAUUUACUCGUCGCCCAAUCCUUCAUCUUAAGAGGGCUGGUUGCUUUUAUUUCCAAAUGUCUUGUUCUUAUGCUACUAUUAGUUCCCCGGACACUGAAAAUUCUGUGAACGUGAGGGGGAAAGGCAAGCAUCAGUUUCAGUUUGAUAAUAUUGGUGAAGCCUUGACGUUGUUUAAUCGGAUGAUUCAUAGCCAUCCCCGCCCUUCUAUUGUUGAAUUUACUCGGUUAUUAGGUGCCAUUGUUAGAAUGAAGCACUAUGUAACUGCUGUUUCCCUUAUUAGACAAAUGGAAUUGCUGGGUAUUCAACACAAUGUCUAUACUCUCACUAUAUUAAUUAAUUGCUUCUGCCACUUGCAAUGUGUGGAUUUCGGUUUCUCUCUUUUGGGAAAAAUGUUUAAAUUCGGUCUCCAGCCUAAUGUCAUAACAUUCUCCACUUUGAUUAAUGGACUCUGCAUUGUAAGUAAAGUAGCCCGAGCAGUGAUGUUGUUCAAUGACAUGGUCAGGGAAGGGUAUCAGCCUAAUUUAAUUAGUUAUAAUACAAUAGUAAAUGGUCUUUGUAAAAUAGGUGAUACUAGUGGGGCUAUUAGAUUGCUAAGGAUGAUGGAACAAAGAGGUUGUGCACCUGACAUUGUAACAUACACCACCAUCAUUGAUAGCCUUUGUAAGGAUGAAAAUGUGACAGAGGCUUUGAAACUCUUAUCAGAAAUGAGAGGUAAAGGCAUCCCAUCAAAUAUUGUCACUUAUAGUUCCCUAAUUUAUGCUAUGUGUAAUUUGGGGCAGUGGAAAGAGGUUACUAGUUUAUUGAAAGAAAUGGUGGCUAACAAUGUCAUGCCGAAUGUUGUCACCUGUAAUAUAUUGCUUGAUGCACUUUGUAAAGAAGGGUUGGUUUCAGAGGCUCAUGAUGUGGUUAAGAAAAUGUCUCAAGAUGGUGUUGGCUCUGAUAUUGUCACAUACAAUACGUUGAUGGAUUGCUGUUGUUUGCAUAGUGAAAUAUAUGAGGCAAGAAAGAUAUUUGAUUUGCUGGUUGGCAGGGAUUGUGCCCCUAAUAUUGUUAGUUACAAUGCUUUGAUCAGUGGAUAUUGCAAAGCUAAGAGGAUGGACGAGGCAAUGAAUCUUUUUCAUGAGAUCUCUGAUAAGGGAUUUAUUCCUGAUGUUGUUACUUAUACGAUUCUUAUGAAUGGAAUGUGUGAAAUUGGAAGACUUUCUGCUGCGCAAGAACUUUUCAAGGAGAUGUCUGCCAAUGGGCAAAUUCCAGAUCAAAUGACUUACUCAGCUUUGCUAGAUGGCUUAUGCAAACAUGGUCACGUUUAUGAGGCAUUGGAAUUCUUUCAAGCAAUGCAUAAUAGUGGGUUGGAACCUAGCAUUUUCCAUUAUAGUAUUCUACUUGAUGGCCUGUGUCAAGUUAAGGAGUUUAAACUAGCAAGGCAGCUGUUUCGUCAAAUCUUUGCCAAAGCAUUACACCUAAACAUUUAUGUGUAUACUAUUAUGAUCAAAGCACUUUUUGAAGAAGGGCUACCAAAUGAAGCACGGGAGUUGUUUAGGAAAAUGGAAGAAGGUGGCUGCCUGCCAAAUAGCUGCUCUUAUAACACAAUGGUCCAGGGAUUUCUUCGAAACAAUGACAUGUUGAGUGCAAUGCAAAUUCUUCAUGAAAUGGUUGACAAGGGAUUUUCUCUGGAUGCCCCCAUGGCAGUCAUGCUAGUUGAUUUCUUAUCUACUGAUGAAACAAGUCAAACGUUUCCUGAAGUAGUCUAUAAAAACAUUGAAGACUAUCAAAUUGUAAAUGUCAAGUGAUUUCUUCCCAGUCAAUAUCAGGAUGGUUAAUUCUAACUAAAUUCCCAUGUUAUGAUACCUAGGUGGAAAUGCACCAAAGCUGGAAGCUCAGCUGUAGUUUGCCAUUUCUUCUGGUUUUGGGCAAGGUUUUGAUGGCUAGUGCCAGUCAUAAAGCUGCUUCAUGGUGAUUUACAAUCAUUCUGAGCUAGAGUUUCUAAUUUGGGAGGAUCAAGUAAUUGGAAGCUGUUGGAAGAGAUCAGCAUAAAUUUGAGAUAGUCCAGAGCAGCCAAUGUUGAUGUUUGACUAGGACAGAAAGGGUUGAUAAUCCAGAAAACCUAGAAUUGAGCCACUAAGAAGCGACUGCAAAAGUAUUGGGAGAUAGAACAAUUUUCUGUGGCAACCAGUGCAUAAUGAAAGAAGGUUUUGGCAGACAUGUAUUGAAGUAUUUGAGGUUUGGAAUCAUGCUCAAGGUGCAGAAAGUUGACUCGCUGGACAAAUCAACAAGAUGGAAGGAAUAAGCAAGCAAGAUGUUUUGCUGUGGCAGCAAAUUGGGAAGAAUACAUGGAAUCUUAAAAGAGCAAAGCUAGGGUAGCAUGGGUG
This is a messenger RNA of Theobroma umbraticum, 2681 nucleotides long. RefSeq lists its product as uncharacterized. The record is from RefSeq and is a predicted model, not a curated record. NCBI's taxonomy places the organism in Eukaryota, Viridiplantae, Streptophyta, Magnoliopsida, Malvales, Malvaceae. Gene Ontology annotation, molecular function: protein binding.